AUGGCGGCAAUGGCUAAUCUGACGAAUACCAUGGAGGCUAAUGCUGCUGCGACUCUGCAAGUUGUGCAGAGGUUAGGCCAACCGGUGGGGAACAGAAAUGAGAAUGGUGAAAGGAAUGCUAAUGAUAAUGCUGAAGGGAACAGCGACAAUAUGGGAGGUGCUCCGAUGACCUUGGCAACUUUUUUCAAGCUUGCGGUAGAGCCCCAGCAUUGGUGGCAAGCCGAGUGCUGCUUGCUACAGCUUCAGAAUGCCGAUGUUCCGUGGGAUGUUUUCCAAACAGCCUUCUACAAGAAGUAUUUUCCUGAGUCUGCAAGGGAAGCGAAAGAGAUGGAACUAAUGCAGCUGAAGCAAAGUUCUUUAUCUGUGGCGGACUACACAAACAAGUUUGAGGAGCUUUGUAGGUUUUCAAGGGUGUGUCAGGGUGCCCCGGAGACCUACGAGAGCUGGAAGUGCAUCAAGUACCAGAGGAGGUUGAAGGACAACAUUAUGACUGCGGUGGCUCCAAUGGAAAUUCGUACUUUUUCUGAUUUGGUGAACAAGGCGAGGGUGGUUGAGGAGUAUGCCAAGACAGUGGCUGCAUCCAAGGACACUCAUGGAGGAAGUUAUAGUCGGGGAUGUGGCAAGCAUUUCCAUCCGAUGGGUGGUUGCUUCAAGUGUGGGUUGCCUGGCCACAUUACGAGGGAUUGCACUCGUGGGAGGAACCAGAAUGCGGGCCAAAGUCAGCAUCAAGGUCGAGUCUUUGCUGUGAACGCCAAGGAUGCUUCUAAGGCGGAUCCUUUGAUGAGAGGUAUAUGUCUUAUUGGUGAUAAAACUUUAGUUGCAUUGUAUGAUACUGGAGCUUCGCAUUCGUUUAUUUCAUUUGCUAAAGUUGAGGAACUAGGCUUGAAAGUGUCAGCACUAGCAUUUGAUCUGCAUAUACUGGUGGUUAGAGAUUUUCCAGAGGUGUUCCCGGAAGAUAUCCCUGAGUUUUCACCUCAAAGGGAGAUUGAAUUUGCAAUUGAAUUGGUGCCGGGAGCCAGACCAAUAAGGGUGAAGGAGGAUGAUAUCCCUAAGACUGCGUUUAGGACGCGCUGUGGGCACUACGAGUUUGCGGUUAUGUCCUUUGGGUUAACAAAUGCACCUACUAUUUUCAUGGAUUACAUGAACAGGGAGCGAAAAUUAUAUGCUAAGUUGUCGAAGUGCGAGUUCUGGAAGAAGGAAGUAAAGUUUCUAGGUCACGUGGUAAGCAAAGAAGGGAUAGCGGUGGAUCCUUCUAAAGUGGAGGCGGUGAUGGAGUGGGAAAGAUCAACAACUAUGACGAAGGUCAGAAGUUUCUUAGGCUUAGCCGGAUAUUACCGGAGAUUUAUUGAAGGGUUUUCUCGGAUUGUGCUACCGAUGACGAAAUUAACAAGGAAAGAUGUGCCGUCUGUGUGGACGUCGGAGUGUGAAGAGAGUUUUCAAAUUUUGAAGCAGAUGUUAACUUCAGCACCUGUUUUAAUCUUGCCGAAACUGCAUGAACCGUUCGAAGUGUACUGUGAUGCUUCCUUGAAGCAUUUGGGUUGCGUGUUAAUGCAACACCGAAAUCUGGAUGUUGGUGAGGUUACCAGAAGAGCUUGUUUGAGCCAGUUACAGAUCUCAAGCACGUUUAAAUCAGAGAUACAAAGUGCUCAGCAUGAUGAGCAAAAGCUUCAGCAGUUAUUCAAACCAAUUAGUGAGGAAAGGCUUGGAGAAUUUGCCAAGGAUGAUGAAGGGUUGUGGAGAUAUAAAGGGAGAAUUUGCAUACCGAAUGUCGGGAGUUUGAGGCAAGACUUAUUCUCGGAAGCUCAUAACAGUGGGUUUUCCAUUCAUCCCAGAAGCACAAAGAUGUAUUAUGACUUGAAGAAGCUGUUCUGGUGGCCUGGGAUGAAAGGUGAUGUAGCUACAGUGGUGUCCAAGUGUUUAACUUGCCAGAAGGUAAAGAUAGAGCAUUAG
Messenger RNA from Arachis ipaensis, 1950 nucleotides. The record is from RefSeq and is a predicted model, not a curated record. NCBI's taxonomy places the organism in Eukaryota, Viridiplantae, Streptophyta, Magnoliopsida, Fabales, Fabaceae.